Miniopterus natalensis is the source of this 5260-nucleotide messenger RNA. Lineage: Eukaryota; Metazoa; Chordata; Mammalia; Chiroptera; Miniopteridae. The record is from RefSeq and is a predicted model, not a curated record.
AUGGAGGCUCAGCCUGGAAGACUGCGCUUCAGAACUUUAAAAUUGCAGAAGUUCUCAGAUUCCCGGAGGUUAUCCUUGGGCUCCUGGUGUGUAAGAGGAGAAGUUGUUCUGUGCUACGUGUUAAUCAUCGCUCAUUUGGUGGCUUCCAGGGAUUAUCUUGAACACAUAACAUCCUUUGGCCCCAGGACUACAGGAAGUCCAGAAAAUGAAAUUCUGACUGUGCAUUACCUUUUGGAUCAGAUUAAACUGAUUGAAGUUCAAAGCAACAGCCUUCACAAGAUUUCAGUAGAUGUACAGCGGCCCACAGGCUCCUUUAGCAUUGACUUUUUGGGAGGUUUUACAAGCUACUAUGACAACAUCACCAACGUUGUGGUAAAGCUGGAACCCAGAGAUGGAGCCCAGCAUGCUGUUCUGGCUAACUGUCAUUUUGACUCAGUGGCAAACUCACCAGGUGCCAGUGAUGAUGCAGUCAGCUGCUCAGUGAUGCUGGAGGUCCUUCACGCCUUGUCAACGUCCCCUGAAGCUUUGCAUCAUGCUGUCAUCUUCCUUUUUAAUGGUGCUGAGGAAAAUGUUUUGCAGGCCAGUCAUGGUUUCAUUACUCAGCACCCCUGGGCCAACUUGAUUCGUGCAUUUAUUAACUUGGAGGCAGCAGGUGUAGGAGGGAAAGAACUUGUAUUCCAAACAGGUCCUGAAAAUCCUUGGUUGGUCCAAGCUUAUGUUUCAGCAGCUAAACACCCUUUUGCAUCUGUGGUGGCUCAGGAGGUUUUUCAGAGUGGCAUCAUUCCUUCAGAUACUGACUUCCGCAUCUACAGGGAUUUUGGGAACAUUCCAGGAAUAGACUUAGCUUUUAUUGAGAAUGGAUACAUUUAUCACACCAAGUAUGACACAGCGGACAGAAUUCUAACAGAUUCCAUUCAGAGAGCAGGUGACAACAUUUUAGCAGUUCUUAAAUAUCUAGCUACAUCUGAUAUGUUGGUUUCUUCUUCUAAGUAUCGCCAUGGGAACAUGGUCUUCUUUGAUGUGCUUGGCCUGUUUGUCAUUGCCUACCCCUCUCGCGUUGGCUCCAUAAUUAACUGCAUGGUGGUAAUGGCUGCUGUUCUGUACCUGGGCAAAAAAUUGUUACAGCCCAAACAUAAGAUGGCUAACUACAGGAAGGACUUCUUCUGUGGACUUGGUAUCACUCUGAUAAGCUGGUUCACUAGUCUGGUGACCGUCCUCAUUAUAGCAGUGUUCAUCUCUCUGAUUGGACAGUCUCUCUCAUGGUAUAACCACUUCUAUGUCUCCGUUUGUCUUUAUGGAACUGCUGCUGCAGCCAAAAUAAUAUUUAUACAUACCCUCGCAAAAAGAUUUUAUUAUGUGAACGCCAGUGACCAGUAUCUGGGAGAACUGUUUUUUGACAUCCCGCUGUUUGUGAAUUGUGGUUCCCUUAUAGCUCUCACUUAUCAAGGACUUUGCUCGGCAUUUAUUAGUGCUGUCUGGGUGGCAUUUCCGUUGCUCACAAAGCUUUGUGUGCACAAGGACUUUGAGCAGCAUGGUGCCCGAGGAAAAUUUAUUGCCUUUUACCUUCUGGGAAUGUUUAUUCCUUACCUUUAUGCAUUGUACCUCAUCUGGGCGGUGUUUGAGAUGUUUACCCCUAUCCUGGGGAGGAGUGGUUCGGAAAUCCCACCUGAUGUUGUGCUGGCUUCUCUUUUGGCUGGUUGUACAAUGAUUCUCUCCUCUUAUUUUAUUAACUUCAUCUACCUUGCCAAAAGCACCAAAAAAACCACGCUAACUUUGACUUUGGUGUGUACAAUUACAUUCCUCCUUGUUUGCAGUGGAACUUUUUUCCCAUACAGCUCCAAUCCUGCCAGUCCGAAGCCAAAGAGAGUGUUUCUUCAGCAUAUGACAAGAACAUUUCAUGACUUGGAUGGACAAGUAGUUAAACGAGACUCUGGAAUAUGGAUCAACGGGUUUGACUACACUGGAAUGUCUCAUGUCACACCUCAGGUUCCAGAGAUCAAUGACACCAUCCGAGCUCACUGUGAGGAGGACGCACCCCUCUGUGGUUUCCCAUGGUAUCUCCCAGUGCACUUUCUAAUCUGGAAAAACUGGUACCUUCCUGCCUCAGAAGUUUCUCCAAGAGAACCUGUUCAUUUCAGACUUAUAUCCAAAGAACAGACACCUUGGGAUUCCAUAAAGCUGACCUUUGAAGCAUCAGGACCAAGCCAUAUGUCACUGUACAUUCGAACCCACAAAGGGUCAACACUUUCUCAGUGGUCUCUUGGCAAUGGCACCCCAGUCACAAGUAAAGGAGGGGACUACUUUGUAUUUUACUCCCAUGGACUCCAAGCCUCUGCAUGGCAGUUCUGGAUAGAAGUACAGGUCUUGGAAGAACAGCCUGAGGGAGUAGUCACUGUGGCGAUUGCUGCGCACUAUUUUUCUGGGGAAGACAAGAGAUCCUCCCAGCUGGAUGCUCUGAAAGAGAAGUUCCCAGAUUGGACGUUUCCUUCUGCCUGGGUGUGCACCUACAGUCUCUAUGUGUUUUAAUCUUGUGAAUGAGCCCUAAGUAAAUGCCCCGUGGGAUACACUUCAGGUGACACGGUCUCUCCUUAUGCUACAUGGAUAUUUGUAAUGUAACUCAGUGGAUUUUAAUGAGCAUGUGUUCAAAGAGCUUUGUGGGCUGACACUCUUCAGGGCCGAGCACUAUAGUGGUUAUGCUGUGGGUCAGUGGUACAUGGCCUUUUUAACACUUGAAAAUGCCAGUUUCCUGGCGCUUAAGCACAUGUGGGUGCUGCCACUACGCUAACAUGUCACUUUAUAUGACCUUAAGGACAAAAGCCAACAAACCACUUCAACAGUUGUCCCCUGAGGGUCAUGAAAGAUGUUGAAAGUACUACAAGACCAUAAUUAAUGAGACAAAUGACAUUUCCAGUUGAAGCCCAAGACCAUUUGUUGUCAGGGGACGGUGGGUAAAUUGUCAGUCACUGCAGUAAUGGUUCCCCUUGAGACCUAACUGUAGGCCAUCAGGAAGCUAUUACAAAAAGGACUGAGGAAGCAGCAUCGGGCUUUUGAGGUCCCAGCCUGUGCUAGAAGAAGUGCUUUUUCAGGCAACUUCAAGCAUGUGCUUUGGGUCUCUAGUGAAGCCCAGAACCCCUGGUGUGGAAGCCUGGGCUCAGCUGGUGAUUCCUGACGAGUGGUCACUGAAAUCCAUCGUCAUGAUGCUUUUCUGAAGUUGUUUCAAUGCCUGUUUCCCUCUGAAGCGUAUCUGCUCCCCCUCUCCAAUUCUGUAGUCCUCUCUGGGUUUUCACAGGUUCUUUCGGUUCAGAAUGCUUGUUUGUGCAAGUGUAGGACCUUAACUUCCUGUCUCAGAGCAUUGAGUUGCCAAGGUGGCUAUUCUGGGGAGGGAGGAGAGUGGGGUCAUAGCAGCUGAGCAUUUUAUAAAUAUUUAUUCCUUGUUUUGUAGAGGGAGUUUUCUGUUAUCCAAGGUUAAUCCUUAAGGGCAUAAUUUUAUUGAUGCACAGGGUCCUUAUUUUUCUGUUUCCAACCAGCUGACCAGAUUGGUUUCUCAGUAACUCACUGUCCAGCAGAGCUGGCUUUCCUGAAAGUUGAGAUUGUGGCUUAUCCUGAACAAGCUCCCUGUACCUGUUGGGGUUCAGAUCCUGUGUUAUGGCAGCCCUAGGACUUGAAGGUGCUUUUCAUUUUGAAGAAGGUGGCCGUGUAGCUUCUGAGGCAUAUCACAGCAGUGCCUCUAAUGGAUUCCUGGCUCCAGCAGUGGAAGGGUUUAGUGAGAUCAGUGGUAAAUUUUGCUAGCUUUUACAUUUUUACAUUUCGCUGAGAAAUGUAAAAUGUUAGACAAAUUCUGAGUUUAGUAAAAGGAGAGGCCCCCGAAAAACAUUUUAAAGAAAAGCUAUAGUAAAAAUUUGAGUAUAGUGUGUAUCACGGGAGGAAAUUCUUGAAGCUGCUUGUGAUUUCUUAAUCAUGCUCCUCAUGUUGCCUGUCUGCCUAAUUCGUGGCUCUUUAAAACUCACUGGGCCCACACAGAGCUGCUGCCAGAGCUGUGAUAACAUGCUGGCUGUGAUGUGCAUGGACACCAGAGCCAUUGCUUUUUUUUUUUACUUUGUAGAAACCACACAUUACUAGCUUCAAGUGCCUGACUCCUGCCACAUUUAUCUGUCAGCAGUAAUAAAGUUUGAAGUGUUUAUAGCUUGUAUGGUAUCACAGUUGUGGAGGAAAAGUUAGAAACAGUAAUAACUCAGUCCUCUGCAACUGUAGGUUCCACAUCCACAGAUGGAAAAUAUUCAGGAAAAAAGUGUUACUGACAUGUACUAUGUAGUUAGGCCUACAAUGGUUGCAUCAGUACUAAACUUGUAGACUUUUCCCCUUGUCCUUAAAAAAUACAGUUAUAACAACUAUUUACAUUGUAUCAGGCAUUAUUAGUAAUGUUGGGAAGAUAUAUGUAGGCUAUAUGCAAAUACUAUGCUAUUUUUAUAUGGGAUUUGAGCAUCCAUGGAUUUUGAUAUCCAAGGGGGUGCUGUAACACACCACCUGGAUUCCAAGGGAUGGCUAUACAAGCAUUUUUUUGUCCUUUUGAGUAAUGUGAAACUGAUUACCAGAAAUUAUUUUUAGAAAAGAAAGGGCAAAACCCCAAGUGUGUUGUAAUUUUUUUCCUUUGGGAGGGAUAUUGUUACUUUUAAGUAACAAUCAUGGUUUUCCUUAGCAUUAUAAAGCUCCCAUAUUAUAGAAGGUUGGUAACAAAAUGCUUAAUAGUCUGGGAGACUGUUUUAAUGGCAGAAAUGGUUAAGUAAUUCCUAUAUCAUGGCUCUGUUAAUAAGCACACCACUGUCAGAUCAGCAGCCUCUGAAAUUUAAGAAUUCAGUAGUUUUCUGUUUCUAGUAUCUAAUCAUUUGAAUAACUCAUUUCUAAAACACAUUUCCUGCAGAAAUUAAAUGUGAGUAGCACAGUAUUGCACAUUCAGGGAAAGUGUAAAGAAUUGUGAUUUUGAAGGAAUUCUUUUAAGAAAUAAUUUACAUUGUGUUAACCUAAAAAUGAUUGUUGUAUGAAGUAUUUGUUUCCACAGUUCAGCAGAUGCAAAUAAGCACGAUAGGAUUCCUACAAUGUUACCACUGAGGGGGCCAUAACCUUCCUGCCAACUCAGGAAGCUUUAGGAAGAAUGACUGUCACUUUCUUUUCACUGGUUUGCUGACUUGAGGAUUAAUUGUUGCCUUACAAUGUUACUGAAAUAAACUUUUUUAAUAUACUGGUUAGUAUCUUUAACAAAAAA